AUGGAGCGCCUCAGGCCGGCCGCCGUCUCCCCACUGCGGAUGUUGGGCGGUCGUCGCGGCACCAGCUGUUGCCGCCGCCACCAGCCGGAGGUGCUGAGGCAGCUGCGGCAGAUGCACCUGCUGCCCGCCGCCCGGACCGGCAAACGCAGCCGAUCGGCAGCGCCGUCGGUGGCGCGGGAGGAGAGCGAUGCCUCGCCGCUGCAGGAAUGCUGGGCGCCGGACCUGAGCACGGCCAGCGCCAGCACCGAGGCGCCUCGACUCAACGAGUCGACGCGCGUCCACCAUGGUUCGUCGCGCGCUGCGCCCAGGAACGCUGAGGAUCGACACAGCAAAUCGCACGUCUUCCUGAGCAAAAUCGACUGCAUGUCCGACCCCUCCGAUAAGCUGGACCACCUGCAGCACAAGCUGUUGGACCUGCGUCAGCGCGUGCUGCUCAGCAUGUACCGGCGGCAGCGGAGGCGCGCCGUCUCGGAGGCGCCGCGCGGCCAGCAGCUGGCCGACCAGCACAGGGAGCUGGCGAGCGACUCGGGGUCGCCAGCUCCGGUGACCGCCACCCAGCGCGCCGCCAGCGAGUACCUGCACCAGCUCAGCCACAUGCUGGCCAAUUCCGCGCACCGUGACGAGGCGAAGACUCGCGACACCUCGCGGGGCAGGCACCGGCAGCGCGCGCACAGCCCGCCCACCAAGGACCCGAGCGCGUGCGUGCGCCGGUCGAGCCGCCACCAGCCAGCCGCAGUCAGCGCGCCUGGGAGCCAGAUGGAGCGGUUCGCCCGUAACGAGUCGAAGCUGGUAGAGCUGCAGUCGUACCUGGGCGGCAUCCGACACCACCUGCAGCGGAUGGCGUCCGAGCUGGACUCGCCGCCGGUCCGGCCGGAGUAG
Pollicipes pollicipes is the source of this 879-nucleotide messenger RNA. RefSeq lists its product as uncharacterized. The record is from RefSeq and is a predicted model, not a curated record. Bases 1 to 879 code for a protein of 292 amino acids. NCBI's taxonomy places the organism in Eukaryota, Metazoa, Arthropoda, Thecostraca, Pollicipedomorpha, Pollicipedidae. The transcript has 9 exons.